Molecule: messenger RNA, 858 nt
Organism: Olea europaea var. sylvestris
Lineage: Eukaryota; Viridiplantae; Streptophyta; Magnoliopsida; Lamiales; Oleaceae
Exons: 7
Coding region: 1-858 (285 amino acids)
Source: RefSeq, a predicted model, not a curated record
AUGCAAGGUGAGUACAAUGGUCUCAAAGCACUUAUUUUGAAAGAGAAUUCCAGUGCUUUCUAUAUUCAUUGUUUUGCUCAUGAGUUGCAGCUACCUCUUGUAGUUGUGGUAAACAAGCAUGCAAAUAUUGAAACUUUCUUUACUUUAGCAAAUAAAGUGGUAAAUGUCGUUGGUGGAUCGGCUAAGCGAUGUGAUUUUCUUCGACAAAAGAAGAGGCUUGAAGUUGUUGAAUUAUUGAAUAUUGUUGAUGUCAUUGAGAUGAUUGCCACUGAUGAUACUAGUUGUGGAAAGCGAGGGAAAGCUCGUCUUUUGUUGGUAUCUAUGUUGACAUUUGAUUUUGUAUUCAGUCUACAUCUCAUGAAAAAGUACAACAUUGAUGUUCCCAACAUGGAUGAUAUUUUUAUACCUCUAGGCCGUUCACGGCGUAACACGCAAGAAAUGACAAAUUUGCAUAAUUUUUGUGUGGAUUUCUUCUAUGCUAUCAUCGAUAUGCAAAUUCAAGAGUUGAAUGAUCGUUUCUCUGAGUUGUGUGAGUAUUAUCCCAAAGAUUUUAAACCAGUAGAGAUUUUGGCACUUGAAGAGCAAAUUAGACAUAUAUUAUUGAUAUGCGCACUCACAAAGAUUUUUAAGGUUUACGAGGUCUUAGUGAUCUUGCAGAAAAUAAAUAGAGUUUUUUCUGCAAUGAAGAUCGUCAAGAAUCGAUUGCGUAAUCGAGUGGGAGAUCAAUGGUUAAGUGAUAGUUUGGUUGUAUAUAUUGAGAAUGAUAUACUUAACAAUAUUGAUAACGAUAUAAUUAUACGACUUUUUAGGGCUUAUUGUAGAAGACUUGUCAAGCAAUGUCUGAAGAAAGGGAACUGA